GUGCCCAGCUUGGACAGACUGUCUGCGUCCUCCUGCGCAACCUGCUUCCCCGAACGCUGCCGCUGCGGAGCCUGGUCCGGGCUGGCCCCUCUGCUACCCCGGGAGCGGGCCAUGCCGCCGCGGGAGCUGAGCGAGGCCGAGCCACCGCCUCUCCCAGCUUCGACCCCUCCUCCACGGCGGCGCAGCGCACCUCCACCUCCGGAGCUGGGCAUCAAAUGUGUGCUAGUGGGUGAUGGCGCGGUGGGCAAGAGCAGCCUCAUCGUCAGCUACACCUGCAAUGGGUACCCCGCGCGUUACCGGCCCACGGCACUGGACACCUUCUCCGUGCAAGUCCUGGUAGAUGGAUCCCCUGUGCGAAUCGAGCUCUGGGAUACUGCAGGGCAGGAGGAUUUUGAACGGCUUCGCUCCCUCUGCUACCCGGAUACUGAUGUGUUUCUGGCUUGCUUCAGCGUGGUGCAGCCCAGCUCCUUCCAAAACAUCACAGAAAAAUGGCUGCCUGAGAUCCGUACUCACAACCCCCAAGCACCUGUGUUGCUGGUGGGCACUCAGGCUGACCUGAGGGAUGAUGUCAAUGUACUAAUUCAACUGGACCAGGGAGGCCGGGAGGGCCCAGUACCCCAACCCCAAGCCCAGGGUCUGGCCGAGAAGAUCCGGGCCUGCUGCUACCUUGAGUGCUCAGCCUUGACGCAGAAGAACUUGAAGGAGGUG
Molecule: messenger RNA, 708 nt
Organism: Cricetulus griseus (Chinese hamster)
Lineage: Eukaryota; Metazoa; Chordata; Mammalia; Rodentia; Cricetidae
Source: RefSeq, a predicted model, not a curated record